Molecule: messenger RNA, 2218 nt
Organism: Wyeomyia smithii (pitcher-plant mosquito)
Lineage: Eukaryota; Metazoa; Arthropoda; Insecta; Diptera; Culicidae
Gene: Uba2
Product: SUMO-activating enzyme subunit 2
Exons: 5
Coding region: 181-2130 (649 amino acids)
Biological process (GO): protein sumoylation
Cellular component (GO): cytoplasm; SUMO activating enzyme complex
Molecular function (GO): SUMO activating enzyme activity
Source: RefSeq, a predicted model, not a curated record
UGAAAUCUGGCAGCUCUGAUCCCACUCAUCAUUGCAUUGAAUGUCAGUGUUGUACAACUCGCUUUGUGCUUGGUGCUGAGUGAUUGUUUAAGUUAUUGUAAACAAUCGUUUGCUGGGUAACACGCAACUAAAAUAAACUCUUGGAAAAGUCAGUAAAUUCGCUAUUCAGCUUCAAGUAACAUGGCGGCUCAACUGGAAGGAAUAUUUGAACCAGAUUUGCAGAAGAAAAUUGCCGAUUCUAAGAUUUUGGUAGUUGGUGCCGGUGGCAUUGGCUGCGAAAUAUUAAAAAACUUGGUACUGUCCGGCUUUCAGGACAUUGAAAUCAUUGAUUUAGAUACAAUCGAUGUAAGCAACCUGAACCGACAGUUUCUAUUCCAUAAAGAGCAUGUUGGAAAGUCAAAGGCAAAUGUUGCACGCCAAAGUGCGCUAAGUUUCAACCCAAACGUAAAAAUUAAGGCUUAUCAUGACAGUAUUACUACAACUAACUACGGGGUGAGCUUCUUCCAACAAUUCAACUUAGUAUUGAAUGCCUUGGACAAUCGAGCUGCUCGCAAUCACGUUAACAGACUUUGUCUAACAGCUGAUGUACCGUUGAUUGAAUCAGGAACAGCCGGCUACAAUGGACAAGUGGAACUAAUUAAGCGUGGCAUGACGCAGUGCUACGAAUGUACACCAAAAGCAGCGCAAAAGAGUUUCCCAGGCUGUACCAUUAGGAACACUCCCUCAGAGCCGAUUCAUUGUAUUGUCUGGGCGAAACAUUUGUUCAAUCAACUUUUUGGCGAGAGCAACGAAGACGAGGAUGUUUCACCAGAUACAGCGGAUCCGGAAGCAGGUGCUGAAGCGGGUGAAACAGCACUAGCAGCAGAAGCGAACGAAAAAGGAAACGUAGAUCGUGUCAACACACGUACCUGGGCUCAACAAACGGGAUAUGAUCCGGAAAAAAUCUUCAACAAAUUGUUUUAUGAUGAUAUCAAUUAUUUAUUGAGCAUGUCCAACCUAUGGAAGAAUCGUACACCUCCAAAUCCAGCUAAAUGGGAUGCUUUGGAAGAGGAUGGAGGUACUGUUGCUCCAACCGAUGCGGUUUUACGGGACCAGAAAGUUCUCAGUUUAGUUGAAUCUGCUAAAGUAUUCGGAGAGAGUAUCGCAGCGUUGAAAGAAGCUUUUUCUAAACUGACCGAAGGUGAUCACCUAGUAUGGGAUAAAGAUGAUAAACACGCAAUGGAUUUUGUGGCUGCGUGUGCCAACAUUCGUGCGCAAAUAUUUAACAUCCCUCGUAAGAGCCGAUUCGAAAUCAAAUCGAUGGCGGGAAAUAUCAUUCCAGCAAUUGCUACCACCAACGCUAUCACUGCCGGCGUAGUAGUAAUGCACGCUUUUCGUGUUCUUAAGGAAAAAUUUGAUAAAUGUAAAUCGGUUUACAUGCGGCUGCGACCAAAUGCUCGCAACCAAUUGUUCGUUCCAGAUAGAGAUCUGAAUCCUCCCAAUCCUAAAUGUUACGUUUGCGCAGCGAAACCGGAGGUUGUUCUCAAGGUAGACACUAAGAACGUCACAGUCAAAGAGCUUCGAGACGACAUUCUUAUCAAGGCGCUCAAUAUGAUCGAUCCGGAUGUUAUUAUCGAUGGGAAAGGCACUAUUGUAAUUUCGUCGGAAGAAGGUGAAACUGAUUGCAAUAAUGGAAAGAAACUUGAAGAAUUGCAAAUUGUCGAUGGUUGCAUUCUAAAAGUGGACGAUUUUGUUCAAAACUAUGAACUAACGGUCACUGUAAUCCACAAAGAUCCUGGUCGUGACGAGCCCAACUUCGACAUCGUUGCUGAUCCCGAUUCACUUAAACCGAAGCAAGAUGAAACAAAAGAGGAUGAUGCGAAACCCUCCACUUCUGGUCAGAAUGGUAACUCGAAAGCAGCGCAGCAGGCAGUGAACGGUGCAGAUGAUGAUGAUGACGACGACAUGUGCAUCAUUGAAGAAGACGCAGAGGAAAAGGCAGGUCCAUCAAAGGAAGCAGAUGUAACCGCCGGUCCAAGUGGAGCUGGAACUGAGAAGCGAAAGAUUGAUGAUAGCGAAGAGCCAGCCACUAAAAAACCUCGGGUCUCCAAUGAUGAUGAUGACGACGACGAUCUAAUCGUCAUCAAUUGAAGUUUUUUAUUAAUUUCCUCCAACACUGUCAUGCGCAGAAAUUACGCAAGUAACGGAUAAUAAAUGUACACGUGCAAGUAAAAUACAA